This is a messenger RNA of Siniperca chuatsi (mandarin fish), 1213 nucleotides long. Its product is annotated as SUN domain-containing protein 3-like. Gene Ontology annotation, biological process: nuclear envelope organization. Gene Ontology annotation, molecular function: protein-membrane adaptor activity. NCBI's taxonomy places the organism in Eukaryota, Metazoa, Chordata, Actinopteri, Centrarchiformes, Sinipercidae. The transcript is spliced from 10 exons. The record is from RefSeq and is a predicted model, not a curated record. The coding region runs from base 159 to 1202 and encodes 347 amino acids. Gene Ontology annotation, cellular component: nuclear envelope; meiotic nuclear membrane microtubule tethering complex.
CAGUCACUGAGGAGAUCUUGGUUAAUCCACGAUUAUUUCUUAUGUUUACGAAGCUACGGACUAUUUCAACUCUUCGUUAAUCCUCUGCUGAUUUCUCAUCAUAUUAUAGAGCACUGGUCACUGAAUCCCGCUCUGUCUCUGUCCAUCACUUCUCAGUCAUGGCACGACAAAGCAGUCGCUUGCUUUCAAUGGGGUACUAUCAUAACGAUGAAGAACCUCUGGUUUCAUACAAGGAGAGCCCAUACAGGGUCUUUCGAAGGAAGAGGGGUCGCCGCCAUUCUGGAGCCAGCACCUUUUCAGACAUGUCGAGCACAUCUUUUGGUGACGACAUUGGCCACCUUCCUGCCAGCAACUGGAGGGGCAGAAACAGUUUCUGUAUGAGGUUUUGCCAGAAAAGAGUUUUCAGCCUCAUCUUCAUCAUCCUAAUGUGUUUUGGAGGAUGUCUAUACAAAAUGUAUGCUUCAAGCAGGACCCGUGUCAGUCAGGGUUUGGGGCGGCCAGAGAACAUGGACUCAGCUGGAAAUGAGGUGAGGAUGAUGCAGGCGCAGCUGACAAAGCUGCAGGAGGACAUGGCUGGAGCUGAUGUUAAGAUGAUGCAGAUGCAGCUAAAAGAGCUGCAGGAGGAGUUGCUCCGUCUGAGGAACAAGCUUCUUCCUGUGGCAGACACUAUGCCAAACUUUGCUCUGGAAUCACAGGGUGCCACUGUCCCUCAUUAUCUUAGCUCAGAAACCUAUCACACCCAGCCGCCACUUGUUACAUUUUGGGGGAUACCUUUAUGGUAUCCACCUGCAAACCCCCGGACUGUUAUCCAGGGACACUCCUCACCUCUAACUCCUGGUCGCUGCUGGGCCUUUGCAGGUAGACGAGGGCAUGUUUUUAUAUCCCUGUCCCACCCAGUCACCAUCACCCAUGUGACACUGGGUCACAUUUCAAGCAUGCAGUCCCCAGCUGGCUUCACUUACAGUGCGCCAAGGGAGUUUUCUGUCUAUGGAAUGAAGAAAGUGGAUGGUGAAGCGACCCGCCUAGGAACCUUUGUAUAUGAUCCAAAUGGGGAGUCAUUACAGACCUUCAAACUCCCUGGUCAUACAAAAGGUGUCUUCAGAUUUGUGAAAUUGCAGAUUGAGAGCAACUGGGGCCAUCCAGAGUACACCUGUGUGUACAACUUCAGGGUCCACGGGACAAUGCCAUCUGUAACCGCUUAGAGAAUAAACAU